AUGAAGGGCAGCUCUGCCUUCCUGCUGGCAGCCCUAGCCUUGCUCUGCGUCUGCGGGCUGGCCAAAGGGGAGAAUGACAACGAGUUUUUCAUGGAUUUUCUACAAACACUGCUGGUGGGGUCCCCAGAAGAACUCUAUGAGGGGCCCCUGAGCAAGUACAAUGUCAACCAAGACGCCAAGGCAGCAAUGAAUGAACUGAAAUCGUGCAUCGAUGGCCUGCAGCCGAAGCACAAAGAAGAGCUGGUCAACCUGUUGGUUCAAGUGCUGGGAGAUUCAGAUGGCUCUUGA
This is a messenger RNA of Chrysochloris asiatica (Cape golden mole), 288 nucleotides long. RefSeq names its product secretoglobin, family 1C, member 1 (gene SCGB1C1). NCBI's taxonomy places the organism in Eukaryota, Metazoa, Chordata, Mammalia, Afrosoricida, Chrysochloridae. The coding region runs from base 1 to 288 and encodes 95 amino acids. The record is from RefSeq and is a predicted model, not a curated record. The transcript has 3 exons.